CGGAGCCCUGGAGACAAGGAUUCGGAGCCUGACAAACGCAGUACCAACCAUGCCGUUCCGAGGAUCCUCCCGGACUGGAAGCUUGCAGGAGGAGGAGUAGAAGGGCACGCUCAGUAGGCGGGACAAAGUGUUUUGUGAGUGUGUUUUUUCCUCUCUCUCUCUUUUUUAUUUUGGUCGCAAGUAGGAAGCUUUUUGCACUCCACCACCUCUGGCCGCUGGGAAGACGUCAUCGCUUCCGCCCUACUUCCUCCUCCUGUUGGCGGCGCUGAGAAUCCAAUAUGGAGUAAAUCGGUGGAGUGGCGAGAUGGGGCUCGGACGGGGCGCCCUGCACCGCCUCCCAGGCGCACCUCCCCCGGCUGCGGAGCUCUACCCGGAACCCUGAUUGGCCCGGCCCCCGGGGGCGACCCCGGCCCGGCCCCAGCGCAGCCGGCUGCCCGCCCGCCGCCCCGAGCGUGCUUGUUUUUCUGCCGCUCUCCCCUCCGGGUCCCCUUCCCAAAUCUCGCCCCUGCACCGGCUUGGAGCCCGGGGGCCGCGCCCGGCCGGCCCACGGCGUUCGCUGUCCGGUGCGCCCCUUCCCAGACCUCGCCCUGAUCUCGAGGCUCUGCAUUUCCCCGCCUGCCUCUGCGCCCCCUUCAUCUCUAGCUUCCCCCCCCUCCACCACCAAAUCAGGAGAUGUCGGAGAUGUGAAGAAGGGGGGCGAGCGCACAGGAAGAUGAAGGGAGCCAGGCUGCACGCCGCGGGACAGGCGUCUAGGUGAACAAGAAAAUGACCGAAGAAACACACCCGGACGAUGACAGCUAUAUUGUGCGUGUCAAGGCUGUGGUUAUGACCAGAGAUGACUCCAGCGGGGGAUGGUUCCCACAGGAAGGAGGCGGGAUCAGUCGCGUUGGGGUGUGUAAGGUCAUGCACCCUGAAGGCAACGGACGAAGCGGCUUUCUCAUCCAUGGCGAACGACAAAGAGACAAACUGGUGGUAUUGGAAUGCUAUGUCAGAAAGGACUUGGUCUACACCAAAGCCAAUCCGACGUUUCAUCAUUGGAAGGUUGAUAACAGGAAGUUUGGUCUUACUUUCCAAAGUCCUGCAGACGCACGAGCCUUUGACAGGGGCGUGAGAAAAGCCAUUGAAGACCUUAUCGAAGGUUCAACAACCUCCUCUUCCACUCUCCACAAUGAAGCUGAGCUUGGAGACGACGACGUUUUCACAACAGCUACAGACAGUUCUUCUAACUCCUCUCAGAAGAGGGAGCCGAAUACAAGGACAAUCUCCUCCCCCACAUCUUGUGAGCACCGGAGGAUUUAUACCCUUGACCCGUACCCCAUGGACCUUUACCACCCCGACCAGCGAUUGCCGCGGUCCUAUCCCCAGGUCACCUUCCCAGAAGAUGAUGAAGAAAUUGUACGCAUCAACCCCCGAGAAAAGAUCUGGAUGACCGGUUACGAAGAUUACCGGCACGCGCCGGUUCGCGGCAAAUACUUGGACACCACAGAAGACGCAGACUCCUACGUGCGCUUCGCCAAGGGCGAAGUCCCCAAACACGAAUAUACCUAUCCCUAUGUUGAUUCUUCGGACUUUGGCUUCGGCGAGGAUCCCAAAAGCGGUGUGAUCAAGACGCAGCCGCCCAGGGCCAAGUCCCGUCGGCGGAAGGAGAACGGCGAACGGUCGCGGUGUGUGUACUGCAGGGAUAUGUUUAAUCACGAAGAGAACCGAAGGGGCCACUGCCAAGACGCUCCCGACGCCGUGAGAACUUGUAUUCGCCGGGUGAGCUGUAUGUGGUGCGCGGACAGCAUGCUGUACCAUUGUAUGUCCGACCCCGAGGGAGACUACACUGACCCUUGUUCGUGUGAUACAAGCGACGAAAAGUUUUGCCUCCGGUGGAUGGCUCUAAUUGCCUUGUCCUUCUUGGCCCCUUGUAUGUGCUGUUACCUGCCCCUCCGGGCCUGCCACCACUGUGGAGUGAUGUGCAGGUGCUGUGGUGGGAAGCACAAAGCCGCAGCGUGACUCGGUUCCCGGACUUUCUGCUUCUCCAUCCACAGCCACAGGCUACUUGUCUUCUUGCGUACUCCCCCGUCUUCUCCCUGGUUCCCUUCCAACUCCAAAAGGCGAGGCCAAUAAGAGGCGACCAGGCUCCGCGGUCCCUUGGUGACAUCAUUCCAAACCUGGGGUAGCUGCCGCCCCCUGUGUCAGCCACAUACCCCCCUCUCGCAGUGUUCUGAGGAAAGGAGCCUUCGGCAUAAGACUCGUGUAUUUUAACCAGCCUAUAAUCGUGCUGUCUUUCAUGAGUGUUGAUUUCCUGCUCCUCCUUCCCACCUUUCUGGUUCUGCAGACCUGGAGAGGUUUAUUGAUUUCCUUUUUUCCCCUCUGAUCCGUGACUGUUUUUUUUUUUCUCCCCGUUGGGCUUGCCUGUCGCUAACUAGCAUAGGUCCCUCAGAGAUGUGACCGAAUGAUGAAACCGGCACCACAGCAUGUUGUUAUGCGAGGAGGUGAGCUGGAUAGCAUGUACCACAAAACAAUAGUACUUUAACUCCUAAAGCCAAAUCUCCUCCCGCAUCAGCUGCCAAGUUUUUGUCUUUGACCUGCCAUCAUCUUUUCCCCUGCCCCUCCCCCUCUAUAAAUUCAUUCACUGAUGCAAAACAAUCACCUUUUAAAUCACUUUUUGAGCCUUAAAUCCAUAUUAACUUGUGAGGAUCAAGAAAAAAUUCUUCAGAUUGCUUUGCAUUCUCUUGGAGCAGGGCUUGCAAGGGGAUUGGGUUUCUGUGAGCCUGCCCAGUUUACCCGUGAAAUAGGACUUUUUAGAAUUGUGUUGCCACUUCUAAAAUCCUAGCAAUACUUAGAAUUGUUACAUCAGUGAGAUAAAUUUUACUCAUUAUUUUACAAACCAAAUCGAGUUAUUCAAACACAAACCAGUGUUCUGUGAACAAGUUCCAGUUGAAAAACACUAAAAUUGUGAAUAAAGCUGUAGCCAUUCCCUGCCCCCUGCACUAUUUGAUAUUAUUCAGGGGGUGUUUUAAAUACCAUGGAGUGAUGGCUUGCAUUUUUUUAGGUAUAUGUUUUUGUUGGGGUUGUUUUGUUUCUUAAUUUGAGGCUCAAUUCUUCAUUUUUACUUGAAAAAAACAAGGCCAUAUGUAAAGAAAAAAAAAACCCUUUCAAUGCCUAAGUGUCUUUUCUUCUACCACUCUACACCCACAGUUGCCACUUGGGGUGCACAGAUAAGGGUAGGUCACCAACUGAUUUUGCCUGUCCCUGAGCCAUGCAAAAGGCUUCUAAUUCAUUGGAGGGGGGGAGAGAGCAUACAUAUACAUAUAUAUAUAUAUAUAUAUAUAUAUAUAUAUAUAUAUAUAUAUAUAUAUAUUAAAGAAUAGCCAAAUCUUACUGAAAAAAGACAAGCAAAAGUGGUUACCGAGACCUAGCAUAGUACAAUCAGAGCUCCAUGAGGACUGUAGGGGACAGGUUUGUUACCACUGGCUGUUCUUCCCAUAGUGAUUAACGCUGGAGGGCAGGCUCAGUCCCCUUUAAUCCCCUCCCCCCAUUAUUGCACACGGCCAUCAGUCUUUAAAGGAAAAGGCCUUUUUCCAGUCUGUCAAUCAUACUGGGAAAAUGCUAGCCAUGCAUACCUUCCUGGCAGUGCUUUCUGCUUGCCGGCAGCCUGUUGAGUUUCUUUAGACGGAUCAUCAGUGUAGAUAAUCAGCAUGCUUUUGCAUUAAUUGGGAGGUGUUUUCUUUGUUGGGAUGACUGGUUGGGCUAUCUCUUGUAGAAAAGAUUUGGAGAGCUGUAGUCUCCACCUCUGUGGGUGGAGGGAGUCUCCGUGCUAGGAGACUCUAGCCUGCCUCCAGCCUGCCUCCAGUGCUGUGGAGAGACUGUCCCCAGCCUGAGGGACUCUCCUCAGUCCCUCUUGCCUCUCUACCAAGCACAACACUAAUCUUUUUCCUUAGACCUCCAUUCAAGUGCCCCUAUUUAUUUCAGUGAGAAUGCGCAUCCUGGUUGCCUCUGUCCUUGUUGUGCCUCCUUACUCCCUGCUGGUUCCCACCCUCUUAAGAGUUAAGCUAGUGAAUCUUACUCCUUCGUGCAUCACCUUUUUUCUUUCUUUUUUUUUUUUUAGUUUGUGAAGGCAGCGGUUAAGGGCACAAAGACAGCCAUGGGGACAUUUAUGUAAAUAUGUUUAAUUGCCACACUGCAGCUGAACGGUGUGUAGUAUUUUCCCAGUCAGCUUUGCCAUACUGACGUCAAUCAUUUGAGAGAAAUUAUUCAGAUUUUAUUUUUAUAUCCGUGGUAACAAAACCUAACCAAAAGGUUUCCUGUUCAGAAGUUUCCCUAACUCUCAUCCCAAGCUAUUCGCUCACAUUAACAAAUUAAAGUGCCUGAAGCAUAAUUCAUUUACCUGUAUACUAAAACCCCUGUUGUAUUGAUUUUUUUUAUAAUAAGCCUUUUUACCUCUGUAAAAAUAUAUAUAUACAAGUGUAUGAUGUACAUUUUAGUUCUUAACUUUUUUUAUGGUUUCUAAUAUGUAUGACCAAUGUAGCCAUUGCUUUGAAAUGUACCAUGUAAAUAUAAACACAUCCUAUCAGA
Molecule: messenger RNA, 4563 nt
Organism: Mastomys coucha (southern multimammate mouse)
Lineage: Eukaryota; Metazoa; Chordata; Mammalia; Rodentia; Muridae
Gene: Spred2
Product: sprouty related EVH1 domain containing 2
Exons: 6
Coding region: 766-1998 (410 amino acids)
Biological process (GO): multicellular organism development; negative regulation of MAPK cascade
Cellular component (GO): membrane
Molecular function (GO): protein kinase binding
Source: RefSeq, a predicted model, not a curated record